AUGGGACAUUUCGGCUCUUCCAUCGGCAACGCAGGUGGUGUCUUCGCCUCCUUCAGUCCCUGCACCGGAGGAGGUGGAGUCUGCGGGAGAUUCGGAUGUGGAUUCAUCUUCUUCGUCUACAUCCUCGUCCGCACCAUCGACCCAGCAGUCUCGCUCUUGGACGAAGGUGUCAGAGCAAGAGGCAGAGGAGCACAAGGCUUGCCAGGCGAUAGUUUGGUCGACCUAGGGUUGUUUGGGUGGCACAUGGCGACAGAGGAAGCGAACACCCUGGAUGCGGAUUUGAUCUCCUUGGCAAAGGAAUGUCGCGUCCCACAAGAGUAUCAUGAGAUCUUCCAGGGAUUUGAUGUUCCUCUUUUCGGUUGCCUAGUUUCCGAAGCAUCCCAUUUGGAUACGGCGCUGAGUCAAUUAUUGGAGAAUUCGGAGGAGCCAGAGUCGGCAGCUGGCAAACUUCGUCUUCUCUCUUCGCUGCGGCUUCUGUUUGAAUCAUGCAAGAAACAAUCCUCGAUGGCUCCAGCAAACAAAAGGCCAGAAUCAUCGGAGGAAGCUCGUUCUUCGGCAGCCGGCUGGACGGAGCAGUUCCCACCUAAGCUUUCGGGCGAGAAGGUGAUUUCUCUUCAGAAAGCUUUUCAUUCUCGGUAUCCAGGGGAGGUUCUGGAUCCCGAGAACUUUCCUUCGUCGAGGCUACUUGCAUAUGCUGCCAAGAUUGUCCAGAAGGGGGAGCUCAAGUGGGUGCCGUGGAAGAUUAGAAUGUGUCAAUCUCAGCAAGAUUCCAUGGCCUUGCGUCGCCCCACAAAAACCCCGAAGCUGGAAGAUCUUCUGUAUGACGAAGUACCGCAGCGUGAAAUCCCCUCGGGUCAAGUGGGGGCGAACUAUCUUUCAGGGAUCAUGGGUCUUCUUUCGACAUCUCUGGCAAUGCUUAAUGGGGCCCACUUGUCAGAGAUCAUGAUGGCGGACAGACAAUUGUGGGGUCAGAUGAGUGACCUGGUGAACCUACACAAUUGGAUGGCUCCUCCUCGGCGCCCGGAUCCUCCAGCUCCCCAUCUUCGCACCGGCCGGGGCGGCAAAGGCAAGCAUAAGGGGGAAGGCAAAGGGAAGCAUUCGGCAAGCGGCCAGGGCCUUCAGUCUUCGACAGGGGGAGCCAAAUGGGUGACGAAGUUUGAGGACAAGGGCAAGACCCGUCGCCCUGAUGCUGUGAAUUUGUGCAGUUCAGAUGCCGCUGAGCAGUUCGAUUGGGCUGGUCGUUCUCAGGCGAGCUAUUUCAACGCUGGGGCCCGCGCGGGAUCACAAAGUGGGAUAUGCAAUUUUACCUUUCAACAUGAGCUUUUGGUCAAGUAUGUGAACCUUUUUCUUCGGGUCGCCUUUGGGUUCAACUCCCGGCGGGGUGUCUUCCGCAUCUUGAGCGAGUUCCUCCUCCUGACUCUACGGCGGACUCCUCACUCCGAGGGGUUCUUGUCAGCACUAGGGGAUCGCUGGGUGAUCACAGCCUACACUUCUGCUACCUGGCAUUCCUUGUCGGAGGUGGAUUCGAAACGCCUGGCGGAUCUCCAUUUUCCUAUGCCAGCCAAGGAGGAUUCGCCGCUUUCCCAAGGUUCGGGGCCGGCUCCCGCUUUGCCGAGCCCUCCAGAGAUUUUGGAUCUCCAACAGGUUCAGGGCAAUCUGUUCGUGGAGCUUUUUUCGGGUUCAUCUCGGCCGUUAUCUGCGGCCUUUUUGCAGGCUGGCACAUCGGUGAUGUCUUUGGACAUCCUUCGCAGCGCCACGCAUGACUUGACGAAGGACUCGGUCUUCGAGCUUCUCCUUCGCUUGGCCUUUUCGGGUGCGAUUUCUCUUCUGCAUGCAAGCCCUCCUUGCAGAGAUUACUCCAGGUGCAAGCUGCGCAAAGGCCCGGGCCCCAAGCCUUUGCGCACGCCGGCUCACAUGGCUGGUGUACCGGGCUUGUCGUCGGCUGACAAGGCGCGCUUGGACCUCAGCUCACAGCUCAUGUCUCGCGCAGUGGAAUUAGCCCACGCCACGUUCAAGGCCGGCGGCCACUACACCUUUGAGAAUCCAGCCAAUUCGAUGAUCUGGGAUGAGCCCGCGGUUCGACUGCUACUUCAGAAGAGCAGUGCAGAUGUAAUCAUUGUCUCGGCCUGUGCAUACGGUUGGGAUAUUUACAAGCGCUGGGCUUUUGCUUCUACUUUCCGGGACAUGCAGCAGCUCGCCUCUGAUUGUCGCCAUCCGGACGGGUCUCAUGCCCAGGUGGCUGGUGUUUUGGAUUCAUCCGGCGGCUUCAUCUCUCAGCAGACUUCGGAAUUUCCGGAGCUCCUGGCGGCGAAGUAUGUGUCAUCGGCUCUCCCUCUGUUUCAGAAGUCCGAGCAUCCGGUGGAUGUUUCCCUGGAACAACUCUUGCAAUUAUUACCGACCAAAGGUCAAUUUGAUCCCCCGUUUGCACAUCAAGACGGGGCUGGCAUCUUUUCGGUUCCAGACUGGUCUUUCCCUCCUUCGGGCGCAGUGGACAAGCUGGGUCAAGUCAGACAGGCCCUUAUGUCCAAGCUCUUUGCGAUGAAGGCUCCUCUUCGGCUUCGCGAGCAUGUGGCCUCCAAGGCUGAACAGCCUCUAUUCUCGGACCAGGAGGUUGCAGAGUUUCGGGCGGUGUUUCAGGAAUUCUUGGAAGCAUCGUCCGGUCAAAGGGUGGACUGGUCGGUCAAACCUCACCAACCAUACGCUCUUCAAGCAUUGCAUCAACUUUCGGAAGUUCUUGAUGACCCCGAUUCCUCUUUGUUCCCAACUUUGUUGGAGGGCGCCCCUUCAGGGUACUUUCAGGACAUUCCUCCCAGUCGGGUUUUCAUUCCUCUGGGAAGCGAUUCAGCGCCUCCGACAGAUCAGCUGGUGGUUCACAAUUCCAACUGGAAAGGUGCCCGGGACAACCCGGAGGUUUUGGAAUCUUUGAUCCAGGAGGAGCUGGCGAAUGACUACAUCGAGGAGGUCUCUCUAGAGGAGGCUCGGCGUCGCUGGGAGCAUGUUGCAGUGGGAAAAUUAAAUGUGGUGAUAGUCCCGGACAAGAACCCUCGUCUCACAGUGGACGAGACGAUUUCAGGCGUCAACCCAUCAUGCUGCGUCCCUGAGCGUUACAAUCUUCCAGGCCUUUCAGACCUCCAGGCGGGUUAUCCACUUCGGGGUCCGGCUUCGAUCCUAGGGGUUUUUUCCCUGGACGUCAAGGCAGCUCAUAAGUCCAUUCUUUUGCGCGAGCGGGACAGAGGUCUCGCUGGCAUUACUUUUCAGGACAGGACCUUCUUCUACAGGGUCAUGCCGUUCGGCAUGUCCUGCAGCGCAUAUUGGUGGCAGCGGUUAUCGGGCUUCCUGGUACGGACGUGGCACAACCUUCUAUGGUUGAGCCAUUUCCUGAGUAUGUACGUCGACGACCUCAUCUUGGCAAUGCAGACUGGGGCUUUGGACAUUUCGGCGUGCUUGAUCCUGGCGUUUGCUGCAGCCUUCGGGGUUCGCCUCUCAUGGCCCAAAUUACAACUGGGUUCAUCGGUGGUCUGGAUAGGCUGGAGCUUGAACUACCGUGCAGGGACGGUUCAGGUUACUGCAACAAAAAAGGAGAAACUAGCACGCGUUCUUCGUCCUCUUUUGGGAGAGGGUAGAGUGGAGCUUCGAGACCUUCAGAAGGCGCUGGGAUUGCUUCAGUGGCUCACUCAGUUACACGUGGAGCUGCGUCCUUGGUUGUCAGUUCUGUACGACGAUGCCACUCGUCCCCCAGCUACAUCUUACUCCAUCGACCCUGCUUUCUGGACUCAGCUGCAUGCGUGUUUGAGCGAUGCCUUGGUCUUCAUCACUGUCCCUCCUGGCACAGCCAUUCCUUUGGGUUCUAAGCUGAUAAGCGCUCGCCACGUCGACAUCGCAUGCAAGGCUGAUCUGCGGAAGGUUCCCUUGACCUCUAAAAGGAUUUGGCUCCGCAUUGCAGACCCAAUGGCACGCUUCCGUCGGCUCUCCAAACUGAGCAGGAAGCUUCUGUAUUUCUGGUAUGAUUGGAGCCAGUCUUAUCACUUUCAUGAGUGUCUUCAUUUGCCUCCGCGUCGCCUGGAUUUCAUCAUGGCGGCGGACGCUUUUGCUUCGGGCGAGGAGCUUGGCAUCGGCGGUUUCAUCGAGUUCCCGGGCUCAUCACCGAUAUGGUUCAGCGAAAGAUACAGCUUGUCGGACUUCAAGUACCUUGAUCUGCCUCUUCAUCGCGAUGCUCAGAGGGACAUAUCUUGCUGGGAAACAUUGGCUCAAGUGGGCCUGAUGCUUCUUUUUGCUCAUUUCUGUCCUGGUGGGCGCAUGCGACUGACACUGCCAUCUUUUUCGGAUAACACAGGCGCAGAAGCAGUAUGCGCGAAGCUUCUGACGACCAAGACUCCGCUUUGCUUUUUUGCACAGCUGGUGGCGAUGGUCAGCACACGUCUGGGCAUUCGGUUGGACGUUCAACACAUUUCUGGCGAGCGGAAUAUAGACGCAGACCUGCUUUCCCGCUGGGAUGAGAAGGCUCCUCUCGAAGAGCGUUGGAAUCUUGAUAUUCGGUAUCGCUUUUCCGUUCAAGAUUUCUUCGACCAACGGCACGAUAUGAGACUUUUUCCUUCGGAUGCCAGAAUCCUUUGGAAGCUCCCGCGCUGA
Messenger RNA from Symbiodinium necroappetens, 4629 nucleotides. The record is from the annotation of a GenBank genome assembly. Lineage: Eukaryota; Dinophyceae; Suessiales; Symbiodiniaceae.